AAGAUCAAAUCCUGAAAUGUGCGAUCCAUCUUUAAUCCCUUUGUGUUAUUACAUCACUUCCUAAAAUUCCGGUUUAAAUUAUUUCUUUCUGGAGAUAUACUUCCAAAACAAAGUUGGUUCCUUUUUCUUGAAGUUAUCUCUUCACUUUUCUCACUUCAUUCAAUUUCAUUGGUUCUUCUGUCUUCUGAGCAAGAACAGAGGAGCUCUGCUAUUCUCAUACACACACACAUGUUUGUUUGAUUUCAUCUUUGUUUUUGUCUCUGAAAAGUGAUAUUCUGUUUUUUACUUCAAUUGACUUUUGAAAGAAACAGAGCAUAUAUAUAGAGAGAAACAGAGCAGCUCUGUUUUUUUUGGAGUUUGUAAAAUUAUGGAGAGAUAUGAGAUAGUGAAGGAUAUUGGUUCUGGUAAUUUCGGAGUAGCAAAGCUUGUUCGUGACAAGUUCUCCAAAGAGCUCUUCGCUAUUAAGUUCAUCGAGAGAGGCCUAAAGAUUGAUGAACAUGUACAAAGAGAAAUCAUGAACCAUAGGUCACUCAUCCAUCCUAAUAUAAUAAGAUUCAAGGAGGUUUUAUUGACGGCAACACAUUUGGCGCUAGUAAUGGAAUACGCCGCCGGAGGGGAACUCUUCGGAAGAAUUUGCAGCGCCGGAAGAUUCAGCGAAGACGAGGCAAGGUUCUUCUUUCAGCAGCUCAUAUCAGGAGUUAAUUACUGUCACAGUCUUGAGGUGUGCCAUAGAGAUCUAAAGCUAGAGAACACUUUAUUGGAUGGAAGUGAAGCGCCACGCGUAAAGAUAUGCGACUUUGGGUAUUCGAAAUCAGGAGUUCUUCAUUCGCAGCCAAAGACGACAGUAGGAACACCUGCUUACAUUGCACCUGAAGUGCUCUCCAAGAAAGAGUACGACGGCAAAAUCGCUGAUGUUUGGUCUUGUGGAGUCACUUUGUAUGUUAUGCUUGUUGGUGCUUACCCUUUUGAAGAUCCUUCCGAUCCUAAAGAUUUUCGUAAAACCAUCGGUCGGAUUCUCAGAGCUCAGUAUUCUAUUCCUGAUUAUGUCCGAGUCUCAGAUGAUUGCAGACAUCUUCUCUCUCGCAUAUUUGUCGCCAACACUGAAAAGAGAAUAACAAUAGAGGAAAUAAAGAAUCAUUCUUGGUUUCUCAAGAAUUUGCCCGUGGAGAUGUCGGAAGGAUCACUGAGGAUGAAUGGUCCAUCGACUCAGACAGUGGAAGAGAUAGCGUGGAUCAUUGAGGAAGCUCGGAAACCGAUCACUAGAGCUAGUGGACUCACCGGUGCUGGUGGUUUCGGUGGAAACAGUAUUGGUGCCAUUGGAAGUAGCAGCAUGGAUCUUGAUGACUUGGCCACAGAUUUUGACGACGACAUCGAUGAUGCCGCUGAUCUCCUUUCCCCUUUAUGAACAAUUUUAUUACUAAAACAAAAACGCCAAAGUUUGCAUGUUUCUGAAGCUGAUAUAUUGAUACACACAGACGGUGAAAUAAAUUGUUUCUUUAAAGGUUUAAAGUUAAUA
Messenger RNA from Capsella rubella, 1516 nucleotides. RefSeq names its product serine/threonine-protein kinase SRK2C. Gene Ontology annotation, molecular function: protein serine/threonine kinase activity; ATP binding. The record is from RefSeq and is a predicted model, not a curated record. Gene Ontology annotation, biological process: protein phosphorylation; intracellular signal transduction. The coding region runs from base 368 to 1405 and encodes 345 amino acids. The transcript is spliced from 6 exons. NCBI's taxonomy places the organism in Eukaryota, Viridiplantae, Streptophyta, Magnoliopsida, Brassicales, Brassicaceae.